Molecule: messenger RNA, 1858 nt
Organism: Monomorium pharaonis (pharaoh ant)
Lineage: Eukaryota; Metazoa; Arthropoda; Insecta; Hymenoptera; Formicidae
Exons: 1
Coding region: 542-1573 (343 amino acids)
Biological process (GO): sensory perception of taste
Cellular component (GO): neuronal cell body; membrane; dendrite
Source: RefSeq, a predicted model, not a curated record
AAUUAUUGUAAAAUACUAUAUAUACAUUUUAUAUAUACAAAGGAAGAUAUAGAGUACAUAAAAUUCGGAAUCAAACAAUCAAUCUUAGUGAAUCUUUCAUAUAAUUAUUCUAAUAGUUAAUAAAUGCUGCAUAAUCAGCUUUAUUCUUGUAUGCAUAUGUACAUUUGUCAUAUGUUACAAUUGAAUAGCAUUCGUUAUCUUAAGAAUGACAGAUGUUGAAUUGAAAAACACCAUUUGUUACUCUACGACUAACAAAUGAUUUUUUUAACUUCGUUUCUCUACUAUCUACUUAAUAUAAUAUUUGCUCGCAGUUUUAAGUUCAACUUCAUCAAGUAUGGAUAGUAGAAAUAUAUAACUCGCGUUGUUAAAAAAACGGAUUUAACAAUCAUAAAAAAAAAUUUUUAAGAAAAAAAUCUGCACAUUACAAAAGUGUCUAUUACUGAUAACAUAAACUGUAUCUUGAUAUAUAUUAUUCUCUACUAAAUUGCUAAUUAUAUUUAGUUCAAAAAAUUCAACGAAAAAUUAUACGUGAAACAUCAAAAUGCAGAAAAAAUGGUGGUUAUGUUACGCCACGGAUUUUCAAUCUUUAAUGUAUCCUUGCUUCAUCUGUUGUCGCAUUUUCGGAAUAUUUCCGUACAAGUUCAAUACUUCAACUUUUGAGAUUUCGAAACCGCGCCACAUCUUGUCAACCGUCGUGAUCUGCGUAUGCUGUGUUAUAAACUUGUCAUUUAUUUACGAUAUUAUAUCAAAAAUGUACCUUGGAGAAGUAACCAUAAAUCUUCACUUUCUUAUUUACUACGUUACCUGCAGUUCAAUAGUGAUUAGCACGAAUAUUUUGAGUGUUCCACGAAUGCGCUUACUACAGACUAUAUUAGAGAUCUCUUCGAAAGUACCUCAAGAGUCAUAUCAAAAGCUAUCAAGAUUUAUCCAUGUUAAAGAUAUAUUGGGUAUUACCCUUAAAUUUGUACAAAUAUAUACAAAUUUUUCGAAAAUACAGAAGUUACAAUUAAACUUUUUCCUAAUUGCUGUGGUAAGAACAUACUUUGCUCUGCUGGUUUAUCAGACAAAUAUGUUGUACAUAAAUUGCGUCUGUAUAUUAAAAGCCUGUUUAAAAAAUAUUAAUGACAAUCUGAUGCACAUGCAAAGACUCAAGUUAAACAAUACAAAAAUAUGUAUCCCCAUGUUUAUUUAUCGUGUGCAGAAAAAACAACUUUUGCUAAUGGAACUGAAAAACCUUAGGAAGAGACAUCUAAUAAUUGGUAAUGCAGUGCAAAAGUUGAAUAUAAUCUUCAGUCUGCAACUCCUUGCUACUCUAGUGAUGACUCUUUCUGCUAUUACUUUUGCACUAUAUUUCCGUGUAAUACAUUGGCAAAACGGAAUAUUUAUUAGUUUGGAUAAACACUUUCUCGAUGUGUUAUCAGCAUCCCUCAUAUAUAACUUUGUCAUAAUAAUACUACUUAUAUGGGCUUGCGAAACGGGUAAGAAUCAAGCCCAAGAGAUCAGUACCACCAUUUAUGACUUAUUUAACAGUACCAAUGAUAAGAAAAUCAAAUACGAGGUAGUAAAAUUAUAAUUUUGUAUGUGUAUAUAUUUCUCAAAACGUUCUGCACGCUAACACAAUAUUUUUAAAUAUUAAAUCCACUGAAUUAAUUGAAUUUAUUAUUUCUACUUUUUAUGUCUACAUUUAAUUUAUUUGGUUACAGUUACAACUGUUUUCUUUACAAAUAUUGCACCGUAAAAUUAUUUUCUCGGCGAAAGGUAUGAAUAUUGACGCGACGCUUCUUGCAGCAGUAAGUAAUCAAUUAUUUGAUUUAGUCAACAAAAUAUCUAUUGCCAAUACUUUUUGUUCUUUUUUUCA